AGAAGAAUGGCUCCUGGAAAUGCUUCUCUUGUGACUGAAUUCAUUCUGGUGGGGUUGGCAGAGCUACCAGAUACUCAGCUUUCCUUGUUUUUCUUUUUUCUAGUAGUGUACAUGGUCACUGUGCUGGGAAACUUGAGUUUAAUAACUCUAAUUGGUUUAAAUUCACACUUGCACACCCCCAUGUACUUUUUCCUCUUUAAUCUCUCCACUAUAGAUCUCUGUUACUCUACUGUGUUUACUCCCAAAAUGCUAAAUCACUUAAUAUUUAAGAAGAAUAUUAUCUCCUACCAUGGGUGCAUGACCCAGCUCUUCUUUUUCUGCUUUUUUGGUAUUUCUGAAGGCUAUGUGCUGACAGUAAUGGCCUAUGAUCGCUAUGUGGCCAUCUGUAACCCACUUAUGUAUAACAGUGUCAUGUCCCCCAAGGUGUGUUCCAGUCUUAUGUUUGGCUCAUAUCUGGUGGCUUUUUCUGGUGCCGUGGCCCACACAGGUUGUAUGCUGAGACUGACUUUCUGUGAUGCAGACACCAUCAACCACUAUUUGUGUGACAUCCUUCCUCUCCUCCAGCUCUCCUGCACCAGCACCUAUGUCAAUGAGAUGGUAGUUUUUGUUGUGGUGGGAAUUAACAUCACUGUGCCCAGUGUCACCAUCUUUGUCUCCUAUGGCUUCAUCAUCUCCAGCAUCCUCCGCAUCAGCUCCAAGGAGGGCAGGGCCAAAGCCUUCAGCACCUGCAGCUCCCACAUCAUUGCUGUUGCCCUUUUCUUUGGCUCAGGUGCAUUCAUGUACCUCAAACCAUCUUCUGCUGGGUCCAUGGACCAGGGCAAAAUCUCCUCUGUGUUCUAUACCAAUGUGAUUCCCAUGCUGAACCCUUUAAUUUAUAGUUUGAGGAAUAAAGAUGUUAAACUUGCUCUGAAAAAAACAUUAAGUAGGACUUGGACUGGAAAAUCUAGGAUUUUGUGUUACAGAGAAGAGGCCAUGGGAAGGAAAAUUUUAGAAAAUGGACUUGAUUCAUAA
Molecule: messenger RNA, 1011 nt
Organism: Erinaceus europaeus (western European hedgehog)
Lineage: Eukaryota; Metazoa; Chordata; Mammalia; Eulipotyphla; Erinaceidae
Product: olfactory receptor 8B8-like
Exons: 2
Coding region: 7-1011 (334 amino acids)
Biological process (GO): G protein-coupled receptor signaling pathway; sensory perception of smell
Cellular component (GO): membrane
Molecular function (GO): odorant binding; olfactory receptor activity; G protein-coupled receptor activity
Source: RefSeq, a predicted model, not a curated record